Molecule: messenger RNA, 2631 nt
Organism: Linum trigynum
Lineage: Eukaryota; Viridiplantae; Streptophyta; Magnoliopsida; Malpighiales; Linaceae
Source: the annotation of a GenBank genome assembly
CUUUGUGAAAGCUCAAAGCUUGCCGCUCGGAGGAAAAUCAGACAAAACUUCGCGCCGUAGCUUUGCUCCGAUUUCUCUCCAAUGGCCGCCGACGGAACCAGAAGGCCUCAACCUUCAAUCCUUCCGCCUCGUAAGCUCAAUGUCCAGAAAUUUGCCGAAUCGCGAGCUUCAGAGCUCGACGCUCUUCACUCCAUAGUAUCGAAACGACUGAAGGAGGAUUUCCGCUCACAGAGGAACAAGCGGCGGAGGACGACCUCCUACGACAACCAAGCGGCCAAGUGGAGAUACAGAAAGAGGCAGAAGUCUGGAGCUUCCGACAUUACCGGUGCUUCCGCUCCGGAGAAAGAGAGAAUCGGCGAGAAACGGGUGCCUCGCCGGGUUCGCCGGAGAGAGGAGCUCCGGAAGAAUCCCGAGCAUGGUUUCGUUACCUCCGGCGACGGGACCAAGAGGUUGAGGACGCAUGUUUGGUUGGCUAAGAGGUUUACAAUGACGAAGCUCUGGGGAUUCCAUCUUCCCCUUGGAUUGCACGGCAGAGGAAAGGGCUCUAGAGCGGCAUUGAGGUGGUUCAAGGAGGGAGCUGUUGUUCAUGAUGCAAGUUACCAUUCAGCUGUUCAGCUGGAAGGUCCAGAGGAUUCUUUGUUGUCAGUUCUGGGAAUGGUGCUGGUGCCUUCUUUGUCACCUCAAUCGGUGGAUGCUUUCAGCUCUAUUAUAUCUGGAGUUAGUUAUGGAACUGCAAUGCUUCAUCAUGUAGGACAGCCCACCUCUCAAGCAAUAGCACCAGUGACUUACUUGUGGCGUCCCUCUACUGGUGUCAGUGGGGACAGAGGAGACAACAAGGAUAGUGCUAGUGAAGGUGAUGUGCCACAGAACUCAGAGCCUUGUUGCUCCUCUCGCCAGCUAUGGAUGUGGAUUCAUGCUUCAGCUUUUACUGAGGGAUAUGAUGCCCUAAAAUUUGCAUGUCAGAAACAGAUGAAUGAUCGAAAUGUGUCAAUUAACUGUUGUUCACUUGAAGGUCAACUUGCUAAAAUAGAAGUUAUGGGAGCCAAAGCAUCUCAGCUUCUUCAAAGGACGUUACAUCCUAUUUCUGGCACAAAUUCAGAAACUCCUUACUCCUUAAAGAAUUGCUCUUUUCUAGAGGAUCAACAGGACACUCAUGUCCUUAAGUCGUCUACUCCUGAGCAUGACAUCCUCUCGGGUUCCUCUGUUUUAUAUCUUACUGUGAAGGACCCGCGUUGCCUCCACGACAACAGUACUGAAGAUCCUUCAGAGUCAUCUCCUCCCAGCAAUGUGGCCGAUAUUGAAGCUAAAGAAAAUGCUGAAGCACUACUUCUAUCGCCCGAGUCAAAAUCUGAGGGAACUUCCCAUAGUUCAGAAAAGAAUAUAUGGGAUGUUAGAGCUGGAGAUAAUAUUCCUAUUGAUGAUCAUUUACUGUGCUUGGAAAAACAUCAAAUGCGAAGGGAUUUUAUUUGCGUCAAUGAUCCAAAGUUGGGAAGGCCUAAAGCUUGCACAGAGGUGCAGGGUUCAAGAUCAUGUCCUAUUUUGGUUCUGAAAAACCAUGACAAAAUGGACCAACCAUUAGGAUGGUCAAUUAUAGUUCCAGUAAACUGGGCCCGAAUCUUCUGGAAUCAGUUUGUAUCCAAGGAAGCUCAUGCAAUAGGUCUGAGAGAGAAACAGUGGAUAGCAUGUGAAGUCGGGUUGCCUCAUUUUCCAUCAGAUUUUCCUGAUUGUAAUGCAUACUGGUCUCAUAAGAUUGCCGAGGGUACUUGUAUAAGUAAAAAGGACGAACUAAAACCUCUUGCUGUAAGGUCUUUCGAAGUUCCCAUUCCACCACCAUGGAAUACUGUUAGUGUUAGCCUUGUGAAAGAACUUCACAGUGAGAAAGAUACAGUUAGUGGCAAACUUAAUGGAUUUGUAGCAAGAGCUUCAAGUUUGAUGAUGGACAUCUUGAAGGAAAUCCAGGGUGAUAAAUUAUUUCUGUUCCCCCAAGUUCUGAAUUCAGACUCGAGGUUGUUGGCAUCAAUGAAGGAUGGAAUCAAAGUUGGCAAUGGUGUGGAUGCUUGUAGUAAGCCUAUAAACUAUAAUCUUCAUAAACCAUGUUUCCUCAGAGUUCUCCUUGCUACAUUCAAGGAAGGCGUCAUUGAAGAAGGAGCUGUCGUGUGUGCCCCUCUUGCUAGUGACAUUUCUCUAUGGACUAAAAGUACCACUGUCAGGUUAGAUAACCUCGACACCAAGUUUCAAGUCCCUGACUCUUCUGUGAGGUCAUACUUCCAAAAGCAUUAUUCAGGAGAGUGGAACCUGCAGAUCCCACAAGAUCCUGCCAGCAUCGAAUCUCAUCGAUGGCCUAUCGGAUUUGUGACAACUGGAUUCGUCCGUGGAAGCAAGAAGCCAGCGGCACAAGCAUUCUGCGAGGCGAUUCUGUUAUCCCGCCUGAGGGAAGAACAGUGGAAAGAAAUGCCUGUGGAGCAGAGGAGGAAGGAAAUAUAUGUCCUCGUCAGAAAUCUGAGAUCCUCGGCAUACAGACUCGCUCUUGCCACUGUAGUCCUCGAACAACAAGAACACGACGUCGACUUCUUGUAAAGACAGAUUGUACGAAUUUCAUGAACUGCAACAUUCCCGCGAACAUCAAACAAC